Penicillium soppii is the source of this 2541-nucleotide messenger RNA. Its product is annotated as putative cell wall protein. NCBI's taxonomy places the organism in Eukaryota, Fungi, Ascomycota, Eurotiomycetes, Eurotiales, Aspergillaceae. The transcript has a single exon. The record is from RefSeq and is a predicted model, not a curated record. The coding region runs from base 1 to 2541 and encodes 846 amino acids.
AUGCGUCCUUCUCUCGUUUUGCUCGCCAGUCUGGCGAGCUCGGCUCUCGCCUACCCUACCGAUAUGGCUGUUGAACGUCGCACUCUCGGUCUUCUCGCUGAGAUUCUCGGUGAUGUGACUGUUGAUGUGACUUCCAUCCUCAGCGCCGUGCUCGGUCACGGCCACUCCUCGGGUUCCCUUCUCGCUGGUCUGAGUGCCGAGGGUGCCGCCGCUCUCGAGGGUGGUGCUCUUGGCUGCAAGGCCGGUGCCAUCCACGCCCACGCCAAGGCCGCUCUGAAGGCUUGGUUGCUGAUCCAUGCCAAUAUCGACAUUUCUCUCAAGAAGUCCCUGCUCGCCUGGUGCGAGGGUGACGAUGAGCUCACUCUCUCCGCUGAUGUCCUGGCUGCUCUUUCCGUCUACAUCCCCGGAUGUGCUGACCUCGCUGCCAAGGGCCAGCUCUACGUUACCAUCGACGGUAUCUUCGCUGCCUCCAGCCUCGAGUCUGCUCUCGUCCUGAGCGUUGGCGCUCAGACUUCUCUUUCUGCUUGGCUGGAAGCCCAGGCUGACCUUCACGUUGACAUCAAGGCUGGCCUUGGUGUGUGCGCCGCUGGUGGCGUUAUCGGCUCUCUUUCCGCUGACAUCAGGGCUUCUCUCCUUGCCUGGAUCAACGGUGGUGAGUGUGAUCUCAGCGCUGAGCUCAAGGUCUCCAUCCUUGCCUGGAUCAACGGCCACGCUGGUGGUGAUCUCGUUGAGAUUGGUUCCCUUGCUGAGAGUGCUCUCUCCACCAUUUCCGUCGGUGCCUCCGUCGGUGUACACGUCGAGGAAUCCGGUCUCCUGUCCGUUGGUGGCAAGGCUUCGCUCGCUGCCUUCCUCAGUGCUGAUAUCUCCGCCAACCUCGGUGCCGAUAUUCUGCUCGGUCUUCAGGCCGCUGCUGAGGGCCAGCUCGCCACUGCUAUUGAGCUUGACGUGCGCACCCAGCUCGCCAUCUGGCUCUCCGGUUCCGACUGCACCCUGGGCGUUGAGCUGAAGGCUGUUGUUCUCCUUUGGCUGUCCUUUGCUGUCGAGGCUGAUGUCUCUGUCUCCCUUGACCUUGUUAGUGGUCUCCUCGGCGAUGUCACUGGUAUUCUCACCGAGACUCUCCUCGCUGGCCUCAGCGUCGAUCUUCGUGGUGCCCUCUCUGUUUGCGCCUCUGGCGGUAGCAUCGCUGGUCUCACCUUCGAUGCCCGUACUGAGCUUGCUGCAUUCCUUGGUGGCUGCUCCAGCGUCGACAUUGAUGUGAGCAUUCAAAUCAUCAUCCUCCAGUGGUUCACCGGCUGCAGCAUCCCCGGUGCCCCCACCCCAUCCUCCUCGGUCCCCAGCCUGCCUUCCAGCACUCCCUACAAGCCCAGCACAUCGGGCGUUCCCUCCGGCCCCGGUGCCUCCAUCUCUGUCUCUGUCCCUGUCGGUACUCCCGUCCCUAGCGGCCCUGCUUCCUCUGGUCCGGCUCCCUCCGGCCCCGGUGCUUCCAUCUCUGUCUCCAUUCCCAGCGGUCCUGCUCCCUCUGGCUCCAUGCCUGUGCCUAGCGGUCCCGCUGCCACUACUCCCUGCGACACCGAGACCUCUGAGAUCGUUGGCUCCACUGUGAUCCCCGGCGGCCCCAACGGUGGCUCCACUGUUGUUCCCGUUGUUCCUACCGGUACCGCCCCUGCUCAGACCCCCUCCGGUGUUGCUCCCACUGGUGUUCCCGGUGCUUCUGGCUCUAUCUCCAUCCCCAGCGGCCCUGCUCCCUCCGGCCCUGCUGGAUCCAGCCCCGUGCCUAGCGGCCCCGCUGCCACCACACCCUGCGACACCGAGACCUCUGAGAUCGUUGGCUCCACUGUGAUCCCCGGCGGCCCCAACGGUGGCUCCACUGUUGUUCCCGUUGUUCCUACCGGUACCGCUCCUGCUCAGACUCCCUCCGGCGUCUCUCCCACCGACACCCCUGCUGCCAGUGGUCCCGCUCCUUCCGGCCCUGCUCCUACUGGUUCCGUCCCCGGCGGCUCCGCUGGCACCACUCCUUGUGACACUGAGACCUCCGAGAUUGUCGGUUCUACCGUGAUCCCUGGUGUCCCUGCUCCCUCUGUCCCUGCUGGAACCACCCCCGCUGGCUCUGUUCCCGCCCAGACUCCCUCCGGCGUCUCCCCCACCGACACCCCUGCUGCCAGUGGCCCCGCUCCUUCCGGCCCUGCUCCUACUGGUUCCGUCCCCAGCGGCUCCGCUGGCACCACUCCUUGUGACACUGAGACCUCCGAGAUUGUCGGUUCUACCGUGAUUCCCGGUGUCCCCGCUCCCUCUGGCACCGCUCCCGUCCAGACUCCCUCCGGCGUUUCUCCCACCGGUGUUCCUGCUCCUUCCGGCCCUGAGGCAUCUGGCUCUGUCCCCAGUGGUCCCCAGGGUACCGGUUCCGUGCCCUCUGCCCCCUGUGACACUGGCUCCAGCCCUGCCCCCACCAGCCCUCCCACCAUGCCCUCCGGCGGUGGCUCUGGUCAGGAGGUUGUCACUGUCACCGCGACUGUGACUGCCACUGUCUGCGGUUGCGAGUAA